UUUGGCGUCAAUUCUUAUAUAUUGUUUUCUUUACCGUGAUAAAAUUCGUCCCUGUUUCCUCAUCAAAUCUUGUAAUCGGAAAUUUCUAGGGUUUCUGGUUCGAUCAAUCUCUCUCUUUCACAGUCCGGGGUUCGCUGAUACUCGUUGACGAACGCAGCUGGCUGUUUAUGGUUUCCUUUCUGAUAUCUUUCUUCAGCUCUGAAAUGUGAGGGGUAUUGGGUGAGUUCAAAGGUUCUUUCUUUUCCCAAUUUUUAAAGGUUUUUCGCUUCAUCUAUCGGUCGUAUUCACUGAUUCAAUCCUACUGAUGGGUUUGGGUUUUGAUUUAUUUUCCGAGAUUUUGAAAGAAAAAGAAAAUUGUUUUUCUGCUUUGUUUAAUUGAAUGUCAUUUUUUUAAUUUACUGGGUAUAAUGUAGUUGUCCAGUUUUCCGAGUCAAAUUUUUCGUCUGUUUUCACUUGAAAUUUCGUUGUAAAAUAGUGGAACUCUUUUGUUCUUGAUUUUUUUUUCUUUUCUAGGAAACAAAAAGAAAAGGCGUAUUUAGUUGAUUACACUGAAUUUUGUUUUGAGAAAAAAAGAUUUUUUUGUUAUAUAAGAACAACAGAACCCAGAAGUGUGAAUUGCAAUUUCAAUGUACUGAUAGUGUGCUUCUGGGUAAAAGUAGUGUUUACUCUGAAUUGAUGAGGAAGAAGAGGAAAGGUGGCGAGGCUGACCCAUGCCUAGAUCUACCGGAAGGUGUGACAUCAAAGGCGUGCAAUUCAAGAUCAUCGAUCCUUACAUCACAUUAUUCACUAGAGGAUUAUACAAGGUUGAAGAAGCGGUGCAAAGAAGAUGAUGAUGAUGAUGACGAUGAUGCAGGCACUGAACCUGUGGUGUCGCAUAAAAGUAGGCUCGCAGGCAUUGCCACUGCUCCGCCGUGUGGGACUUCGUCUUUGGUUGCUCCAGGAAGAGGUAUCAAGAGGAAGAUAGGGUGUAUAGAUGUUGCUACCCAGAUGGGUAGGAAGAAUAAGAUUGAGGAAGAUUAUGUUUCAGGUGAAACGCUUGGGCAUGGAAAGUUUGGGUCGGUUUGGUUGUGUCAGUCCCGGAUUAGUGGCGCUGAGUAUGCAUGUAAGACUCUGAAAAAAGGGGAGGAGACGGUUCAUAGGGAGGUGGAGAUAAUGCAGCAUUUGUCUGGUCAUCCGGGGGUUGUGACAUUGCAGGCUGUGUAUGAGGAGUCAAAUUGUUUUCAUCUUGUGAUGGAGUUGUGCUCUGGAGGGCGCCUGAUUGAUCAGAUGGUUCAGGAGGUUCAGUAUUCAGAGCACCGGGCUGCUAAUAUAUUCAAGGAAGUGAUGCUAGUUAUCAAGUAUUGUCAUGAUAUGGGGGUUGUACACAGAGACAUAAAGCCUGAGAACAUUCUUCUCACAAAAGCAGGAAAGAUAAAGCUUGCAGAUUUUGGGCUGGCCAUGAGAAUAUCAAAUGGGCAAAAUCUGACUGGUUUGGCUGGAAGUCCGGCUUAUGUUGCACCAGACGUUUUGUUAGGAAAAUAUUCUGAGAAGGUGGAUAUCUGGAGUGCUGGUGUCCUCCUACACGCACUCUUGGUUGGUGUCCUUCCAUUUCAAGGAGACUCCUUAGAAGCAGUUUUUGAAGCAAUCAAGACCGUGAAGCUUGAUUUCCAUACGGGGAUAUGGGAGUCAAUUUCGAAGCCUGCGCGGGAUCUUAUUGGGAGAAUGCUGACAAGGGAUGUUUCAGUACGGAUCACAGCAGAUGAAGUACUGAGGCAUCCAUGGAUAUUGUUUUAUACUGAGCGAACACUAAAGGCACUUCCCAUUAAAUCAAGAUUGAAGAACCAAGCAGGAGCGCCUUGCCCCCCACUUGCCAUUCCACCCAGACUAAAAGCAUGUCUAAACAAGUCAGUAGAUGGCUCUCUCAGUGAAACUUCAGGUCCCCCUUCGUCGUCUGAUAGUUGCAAGUCAGAAGAAGACCAGGAUGAUUGUGGUUUAGUGGAUGCACUUGCCACUGCAGUUUCGCAUGUGAGAAUUUCCGAGCCGAAAAGGAGCAGGCUAUGUGGUCCCAAAGGUCGUCCAAUUGAGCAGCAGUGUUCAUCUAACAUGAAAGCUAACAACCUCUGUAAAGCAUUUUGAUCCUGCUGACAAACUGACACCAUCGAUAUCUCCAUUAUCUCACUCUUCUUUUAAGCUGGGGAAUUGAAAAUAACCUGCCCUGGUGAUUUUCAGUGAGCAAAAGAUAACAAGUUGACAUAUACCGGACCAAGACGGUAAUUUGGGUGUGUCAUUUUAGCAUUGUCUGUGAAAUCAUCCCUCUGCAACUCAUUCUUUCUCUCUCCUUCAUAUUUCCUUACUUUAAUCUAAUAAUGAUUGUAACCUGAUGAACUGAGAGAAUCCAUUGUACAGAAUGUGUAAAUAGAAUGCUGCACUGUAUUAUGAUA
This is a messenger RNA of Prunus avium (sweet cherry), 2420 nucleotides long. RefSeq names its product phosphoenolpyruvate carboxylase-related kinase 2 (gene PEPKR2). The record is from RefSeq and is a predicted model, not a curated record. NCBI's taxonomy places the organism in Eukaryota, Viridiplantae, Streptophyta, Magnoliopsida, Rosales, Rosaceae. Gene Ontology annotation, biological process: protein phosphorylation. Gene Ontology annotation, molecular function: ATP binding; protein kinase activity.